This is a messenger RNA of Gigantopelta aegis, 1129 nucleotides long. Its product is annotated as countin-3-like. Bases 1 to 792 code for a protein of 263 amino acids. The record is from RefSeq and is a predicted model, not a curated record. The transcript has 7 exons. Lineage: Eukaryota; Metazoa; Mollusca; Gastropoda; Neomphalida; Peltospiridae.
AUGAAGGUACUGGUCGCAGUUCUCGUGUCCGUGUUCAUGGUGCAGACAGUGGCGGGGGAGGUGGUGAUGCGGAGGAGACGAAACCAAGUUCUCCCGUCCACACAGUUCAUUACCAUAGUAACGCGGACAUCACGACUUAACUACGACAAAUUGGACAUGUGUCCACUGUGUAUCGACUUCGCCGAUGAAGCUAUCGAGAUAUUGAUAUCUUUAUCAUUAGAUAUAGGUGUGAUCGACUCGUGUGGAGUCUUAUGUGAUUUACUUGCCUCAAAAACGGGAAGUCAGGUUCUAGGAGCGCUUUGUAAUUUCUUCUGUGACAUCGAAGGCGCAAAAGAGUUUGCUAAAAUCUUACAGAAGGAGGACCUUGACGAUAUCUAUUUCUGCGAGCUCGUCAAGGGAUGUCCAGUCUUUGAUGGAGGAGAUGCCCGCAUCACUGAACUCACCAUCAGUCCAGUGUCCGGCCCACCGGGUGAAAGGGAGAUCGACUUCAGUUACGUUACUCGGAAUGGAACUGGAACUGGGCAGUUAGAAGUUCACAUUAAUACAGUGGACAAAUUACCACUUGACAUACGACUUUUCAACGAAGCCGCAAAACCAGGCGCCUACUCCUUUAGAUUUAUGCUGGACGCCGAGAAAUCGGACGACUGCCACCCCGAGAAAUUCCCGUGCGAAACGUGGAAGAAAGGAAACUACACGCUCGUAAUAUCUGUUUGCAAUGGUGAAUGUGGCAGCAAACAUCCACACAGCUCAGUAUACGACAUUCGAUUAGUGGGAUUCACCAUCACCGAGUAGAGCGCCUCAAGUUAACAAACAACCGCUAUACGAAUGUGAUCAAACAACCGUUAUACGAAUGUGAUUGUGACGUUGUCAUUAUGACAGUAUCUGUUCCUCUUAAUUUUUACAAUCAUAUGGACACAGGGAUCAAUAAAAUAGCAACACGAAGAAGUGGACACGAAAAACUUCUAAAAGAGAACAACAUGCUAAUUAGUGACAGCACUUGAUAGAACAGACGUUCUUACAGUUUCUGCUUCUGUUUGUUUAGUGGGUUUUUGUUGUUGUUUUUUAUUUAAAGUUUACCAUUCGUAAAAUGAUUGUUGGAUAAAAUUAUUGUUUCUAAAAAUAAAAUAAC